AUGUCCGACCAGGACGUGGAAGGCGGCAAGCCCGCUGCUGCAAAUCCAACACAAAUACCGCAUUUCAGACAAGUCCUCGACCAGGCUGGCGUUACGCCUGAGGUUCAGAACUGGGAGUAUGAAGGCAGCGGAACCGAGGAAGAUCCCUACGUCGUUGUCUGGAUCGACAAUGACCCAAGAAACCCGAUGCUGUAUAGCGAGUUGAAGAAGUGGUCCUUGACCAUGGUGGUGGCGAUCGCGACUCUGGCGGUGGCAUUCGUAUCCAGUGCCUAUUCAGGAGGUUCGAAAGAAGUCAUCAGAGAGUUCGGCUGCAGUCAGGAAGUUUACACUCUGGGAAUCUCCCUGUUCGUGUUGGGUUUUGCGAUCGGUCCCUUGCUGUGGGCUCCCAUGUCUGAGUUGUUCGGUCGUCAGAUCCUGUUUGUCACCACCUAUGCUGGACUUACUGCAUUCAACGCUGGCGCUGCUGGAUCUCAGAAUAUCUGGACUCUGAUCAUUCUUCGAUUCUUUGCCGGCGCCAUUGGCUCGAGUCCGCUCACAAAUGCCGGCGGAGUGAUUGCAGACAUGUUCUCUGCGAAGGAGCGAGGACUUGCAAUGUCACUGUUCGCCGCAGCACCGUUCAUGGGUCCAGUCCUAGGUCCCAUUGUUGGUGGCUUCGUGGGCGAGACAGUCGGCUGGCGUUGGGUCGAAGGAGUCAUGGCCAUCUUCACGGGAGUACUCUGGAUUUUCGGCUCGGCCGUGGUCCCAGAAACCUAUCCACCUGUCAUCCUCCGCCAACGGGCCAAAAAGCUUUCGCAAAUGACUGGAAAAGUGUACAAGACUCGUGGAGACAUUCAGCAAGGCUCAGUCCCUGUUGGCGAGAUCUUCAAGACUUCGCUUUCGAGACCACCGAUCCUCCUCACCCGCGAGCCGAUUGUGUUGUUGCUGUCGAUCUACAUGGCGAUCAUUUACGGCACACUCUACAUGUGUUUCGGAGCCUUCCCAAUCGUAUACCAGCAGCUCCGCGGCUGGAGUCCUGGUAUCGGUGGCUUGGCAUUUCUUGGCGUUGCCGUAGGAAUGCUUAUGGCGGUUGGAUAUGCCAUCUGGGACAACAAGAGAUACUCAAAGAUCAGUGACGCGUACGAGGGCUUCGCGCCGCCAGAGGCACGGCUACCGCUUUGCAUGGUGGGUUCCAUUGCUGUUCCGAUCGGUCUAUUCUGCUGGUGCACCCUUUGGUUUUGGAAUGGUAUCUUCCUCGGCAUAAUGAACUACCUCAUCGAUGCGUAUACGAUCUUUGCGGCAUCUGUCCUGGCAGCAAACUCCGUCUUGCGUUCAAUCUUCGGAGCGGUAUUUCCGCUAUUCACGACCCAGAUGUUCUCCAACUUAGGCAUCCAUUGGGCGGCGUCUAUCCCGGCUUUCUUGGCUCUCGUCUGUGUGCCUUUCCCGUUCAUCUUCUACAAGUACGGAGCCCAGAUCCGAGCCAAGUGCAAGUAUGCCGCCCAAUCCGAGAAGUUCAUGCGAGACAUGCAGCAGCAAGUACAAAAGGACCCAGAAGACUCGAAGGAUUUUGCCACACCUCUCGACAGCGAGGAGGCAGCCGAUGAGGAGAAGUAUGAGCACGAUCGUCCGCGAGAGCCGGUUGAAGAAGUCGAGCGGCGGCAGUCCCUCGUGGAGUCGGAGAAGGAUGACGAAUCCCCUCAAUUCGCCCCCAUUUUUCGGACGAUCCAGAGUCGGACGACGGAACGCAGAGGAUCGACAUACAGCGGAAAUCCUUUUGACUUAGAUAGAAUCCAUACUAGGGAGAGUUUCAAGUCUUCAAGGAGCGUCACAUGA
Messenger RNA from Zasmidium cellare ATCC 36951, 1809 nucleotides. RefSeq lists its product as uncharacterized. Gene Ontology annotation, molecular function: transmembrane transporter activity. Lineage: Eukaryota; Fungi; Ascomycota; Dothideomycetes; Mycosphaerellales; Mycosphaerellaceae. The coding region runs from base 1 to 1809 and encodes 602 amino acids. The transcript is spliced from 3 exons. The record is from RefSeq and is a predicted model, not a curated record. Gene Ontology annotation, biological process: transmembrane transport.